Mercenaria mercenaria is the source of this 1746-nucleotide messenger RNA. RefSeq lists its product as uncharacterized. Gene Ontology annotation, cellular component: nucleus. NCBI's taxonomy places the organism in Eukaryota, Metazoa, Mollusca, Bivalvia, Venerida, Veneridae. The record is from RefSeq and is a predicted model, not a curated record. The coding region runs from base 1 to 1746 and encodes 581 amino acids. The transcript has a single exon. Gene Ontology annotation, molecular function: DNA binding.
AUGCCUGUGAAAAGAGCAGCUGCCAUUUACAAGGUGCCUGUAACAACUUUAAGGGACAGGGUACUAGGCAAAGUAGAUCAUGAAACAGCAGUUCAUGGAAAAACACCAAUAUUUUCCAAAGAGGAAGAGCUUAAGUUAAAAAAUCACUUUAAAUUGAUGGCAAGUCUUGGAUAUGGCUAUACCCGUUCAGAAUGUGUUGACAUUGCUGCUGAUUUUGCAUUUCAGCUAGGUAAAAGAACAAAAGAUAGGCCAUUAACAAUUAAAUGGAUCAGAGGUUUUUUGAGAAGAUGGCCUGAACUUAGAGUUCUAAAGCCAAGGGGGUUAGAAUAUGCCCGUGCUAGAAAGGCAUCAGAAGCUGUUGUCCAGCAGUACUUUGCAAAUUUAAAGAAUACUCUUGAAGAACAUGACUUUCUAAAUAACCCCCACCUGAUCUAUAAUAUCGAUGAGAAAGGGCUCACCAUUGAUCACAAGUCCCCACAUAUAGUAGCCAGCGGUGAUUACUGUCCAGUUGCUGUUACCUCUGGUAAAGGGAAAACCGUCACUUUGAUAGGAGGUGCAAGUGCAUGUGGGUCAAGUAUACCACCGUUUUUUGUAUUUCCGGGUAAAAGACUUAAUCAAGAACUGUUGCAAGGAAAAUCCCCUGGUGCUGAUGGUGCGGUAAGUGACUCAGGCUGGUCAAACCUUGCACUUUUUAGGCAGUAUCUGACAACACACUUCAUAAAAUAUGUCCCAGGUCGUGAAGGACAGAAGUUGCUGGUUUUGCUUGAUGGCCACCGGUCUCAUGUUUCAGUUGGUUUGUGUGAGUGGGCUAGGGAUCACGGAAUUGUAUUAUUUAUUUUGCCUGCCCACACCUCGCACAUACUUCAGCCAUUGGAUGUUUCCUGUUACGGGCCUUUCCAGCGAAUGUAUGACGCUGCAUGCCACAAGCUGAUGAGGCAGACAACAUCUGUAAUCAGUAGGUACAAUGUUUGUGAAAUAGCAUGCAAAGUCUAUUCCAAAGCACUUUCCACAGACAAUGUGCAGUCUGGUUUCAAAAAGACAGGCAUAUGUCCCUUCAAUUCAGAUGCUGUUCCUCAUGAGUACCUGAUACCAGCAGAAGUGUAUCAAGAAUCAAGCAAUGCAUUAGAUCACUGCAGCCAAGAUACUGUGCCUGGAGGCAUCAUUGAUCAAGGCAGCCAAGAUACCUUACCUGGAGGUAUCAUCAUUGACCAUGUAUCACCACAGCAAGAGGAUCUCUUCAGGCAGAAGGAGAAAAAGCUUAGAGAAGUGAAAAGUAAAGAAAAGAAAACACGUAACACUAUUAGUAAAGUUGUGUCAGGUCGAGAAAUCACUGAUAGUAUUUUGAACAAACUGAAAGAUCAUGAAUCUGAGCAAAAUGUCCGACCCAAGAAAACAAAACAGGAAACUUUGAAAUCAAACAGUAUGAAUCCGAAGAAACAAGAAAAGCGCAGUUACAACACCCCUGAGCCUCAGCCAGGUCCAUCGCAUAUUAAUAUUCAAGACAGCGAUGAAGAAACAUCAUCAGACAGCGACAAAGAGGAAGAUAAGUGUUGUGUGUGCAAAAAAUUCUCCCCUUCAGAAGUGUCAAGAAGUAUUUCAUUGAUCUUCGUGAAAUGGGCUCAGUGUGACGGCUUAAGAAAUGGCCAGCCGUGCAAGCAUUGGGUCCACUUAACAUACUGCACACCAGUGAGAGUUGUCAGAAGAGGUGAUCACUUUUACUGCACACACUGUAAAAAAGAAGAAUAA